Molecule: messenger RNA, 588 nt
Organism: Lottia gigantea (owl limpet)
Lineage: Eukaryota; Metazoa; Mollusca; Gastropoda; Lottiidae
Exons: 2
Coding region: 1-588 (195 amino acids)
Source: RefSeq, a predicted model, not a curated record
AUGGCGGAUGACAAAGUUAAAAAUAACUUGAGAAGCAAUUCGUCCAUAAAUAACGAACUUGAUUGGGAAGAUUUGGAAUUUACUCUUCUGUCAACUGAUCCACCUCUCACGACAGGACUAAAGAAUAUAAGAGAUGAACAGGCACAGCAGGCAGCCAGACUUGUGAAAUUAGAAGGCAUGUCCUGUGAAUAUGAUGAUGAGUAUUAUGAUUUUGAAGAUGGCCCAGAUGACAGACCCCAGGCCAAGGAAUGUUUAAAUGAUGAGGACGAAUUGUCAGACAUUGGUGGAAGUCCUGGACUUUUGAAAAGGAAAGUUGAAGAGUCACCAGCCCAAACUAGUAAUCACACCACCACUGAAAAUUGCUUUUCAUCGAUGUCAAAAAGGAUCAAGCCGUCUGAUUCAAUAGUUGAUAAAACUGUGGAUGAAGUUUUGGCCAAUAAUAUAAAUGAACUUUUCAGACAAGGAAUGAGCGAUGACCAAUAUGAUGCGCUUAUAAAAGAUGAAGCCACAGACAGGCCAACAAAUUGUGAUGCGUUAGUCACAGCAAAAACCAAUCAACUAGUAUGGGACAUCAAAAACAUCAGAUAG